Messenger RNA from Hyaloperonospora brassicae, 2679 nucleotides. The record is from the annotation of a GenBank genome assembly. NCBI's taxonomy places the organism in Eukaryota, Oomycota, Peronosporomycetes, Peronosporales, Peronosporaceae.
AUGUCCAGCAUCGCUGAAGCGGACCGCCAGGCGUCCAACACCGACGCCACGAAUUACGACCAUGAUGCAAAGGUCGGCAUUGGCGCCGGUGUGGACAUCAACCUCGGCGGCGCAAGUGUCGGCGCUGGCGCCGGUGUCGUACUCGGUACCGACAGGACCCACCCUGGCACCCAAGACCAAAUGACAAACCCGGAAGGCAACACGGAUCAAACGACGAUGAACUCCGGCGGAAACCCCUCGACCUUCGAUCACUUCCAUGGCAUCGGAGCUGGCGCUGGUCUUGGUGUCAACGUCGGCGAUAUUGGUGUCGACGCUGGCGCUGGUCUCCUCCUCGGUUCUUUCGGCACGCACCCGGGCACCCAAGACCAAAUGACAAACCCGGAAGGCAACACGGAUCAAACGACGAUGAACUCCGGCGGAAACCCCUCGACCUUCGAUCACUUCCAUGGCAUCGGAGCUGGCGCUGGUCUUGGUGUCAACGUCGGCGAUAUUGGUGUCGACGCUGGCGCUGGUCUCCUCCUCGGUUCUUUCGGCACGCACCCGGGCACCCAAGACCAAAUGACAAACCCGGAAGGCAACACGGAUCAAACGACGAUGAACUCCGGCGGAAACCCCUCGACCUUCGAUCACUUCCAUGGCAUCGGAGCUGGUGCUGGUCUUGGUGUCAACGUCGGCGAUAUUGGUGUCGACGCUGGCGCUGGUCUCCUCCUCGGUUCUUUCGGCACGCACCCGGGCACCCAAGACCAAAUGACAAACCCGGAAGGCAACACGGAGCAAACGACGAUGAACUCCGGCGGAAACCCCUCGACCUUCGAUCACUUCCAUGGCAUCGGAGCUGGCGCUGGUCUUGGUGUGAACGUCGGCGAUAUUGGUGUCGACGCUGGCGCUGGUCUCCUCCUCGGUUCUUUCGGCACGCACCCGGGCACCCAAGACCAAAUGACAAACCCGGAAGGCAACACGGAGCAAACGACGAUGAACUCCGGCGGAAAUCCCUCGACCUUCGAUCACUUCCAUGGCAUCGGAGCUGGCGCCGGUCUUGGUGUCAACGUCGGCGAUAUUGGUGUCGACGCUGGCGCUGGUCUCCUCCUCGGUUCUUUCGGCACGCACCCGGGCACCCAGGACCAAAUGACGAACCCGGAAGGCAACACGGAGCAAACGACGAUGAACUCCGGCGGAAAUCCCUCGACCUUCGAUCACUUCCAUGGCAUCGGAGCUGGCGCUGGUCUUGGUGUCAACGUCGGCGAUAUUGGUGUCGACGCUGGCGCUGGUCUCCUCCUCGGUUCUUUCGGCACGCACCCGGGCACCCAGGACCAAAUGACAAACCCGGAAGGCAACACGGAUCAAACGACGAUGAACUCCGGCGGAAACCCCUCGACCUUCGAUCACUUCCAUGGCAUCGGAGCUGGCGCCGGUCUUGGUGUCAACGUCGGCGAUAUUGGUGUCGACGCUGGCGCUGGUCUCCUCCUCGGUUCUUUCGGCACGCACCCGGGCACCCAGGACCAAAUGACGAACCCGGAAGGCAACACGGAGCAAACGACGAUGAACUCCGGCGGAAAUCCCUCGACCUUCGAUCACUUCCAUGGCAUCGGAGCUGGCGCUGGUCUUGGUGUGAACGUCGGCGAUAUUGGUGUCGACGCUGGCGCUGGUCUCCUCCUCGGUUCUUUCGGCACGCACCCGGGCACCCAGGACCAAAUGACAAACCCGGAAGGCAACACGGAUCAAACGACGAUGAACUCCGGCGGAAACCCCUCGACCUUCGAUCACUUCCAUGGCAUCGGAGCUGGCGCCGGUCUUGGUGUCAACGUCGGCGAUAUUGGUGUCGACGCUGGCGCUGGUCUCCUCCUCGGUUCUUUCGGCACGCACCCGGGCACCCAGGACCAAAUGACGAACCCGGAAGGCAACACGGAGCAAACGACGAUGAACUCCGGCGGAAAUCCCUCGACCUUCGAUCACUUCCAUGGCAUCGGAGCUGGCGCUGGUCUUGGUGUCAACGUCGGCGAUAUUGGUGUCGACGCUGGCGCUGGUCUCCUCCUCGGUUCUUUCGGCACGCACCCGGGCACCCAGGACCAAAUGACAAACCCGGAAGGCAACACGGAGCAAACGACGAUGAACUCCGGCGGAAACCCCUCGACCUUCGAUCACUUCCAUGGCAUCGGAGCUGGCGCUGGUCUUGGUGUCAACGUCGGCGAUAUUGGUGUCGACGCUGGCGCUGGUCUCCUCCUCGGUUCUUUCGGCACGCACCCGGGCACCCAGGACCAAAUGACGAACCCGGAAGGCAACACGGAGCAAACGACGAUGAACUCCGGUGGAAACCCCGUACAUUACAAGGACUAUAUCGGUGCUGGAGCUGGUGUGGAGAUAGGUGGCGUUCCUCACCAUGGUGAGAACGUCUCCGGAAACGGCAACGGCCUACCGAACGGCGAAUUAUCAGGAGAGAACGGUACGUCACAGACACAGGGCGGCGACGAGAAGAAGGAUCCGUGCGCUACCGGCAACUGCCCGGACACGCCGGUUGUUGGCACUCCGGUCGUUAACACCCCGGUCGUUGGCACUCCGGUCGUUAACACUCCGGAGCAGGAGCCUCCCAUCGUUCAGUCUGGCAAGACAGGCAUGAAUACGGACACGGAGCACUCGACGUUGGACAUGCCACCUAACCGUCGUCUUCGGUCGCAAAUCUAA